AUGUCAGAACCACCACCGGUGCCGGUACCGGAACCACCACUGAAUCUGUCCCUUGCUACUCCUUUUCCGAUUAAUGGAGAACACAAGAAUACUGAGAAACCAAAUAAUAAUGAUAGUAUGAACAUUCAAAUAUCAAACGUUGAAGGCACCAAACGUGCUAUCUCUUACAAGGGCAUGGUCACGGGAGAUCUAGAUGAGACCAUGCAGGACGAUGAAGACAUUGAAGAACGGGGAGAGGAUGGUCAUUCUCAGUUUGAUCUUGAAGGAAUGAAGGUGGAAGAAUGUAUGGAGGGAGAGUACGAAUGUCCCAGAUUUGUCCUUUCUGCAUGGGAGGAAAAAAGAAUUCAUCGACCAUGGCGGCGAGGUGUGAUAGUUAAACUAUUGGGGAGAAGAAUUGGAUACAAGGCUCUAGAGACAAGGCUAAAGCAGAUGUGUGUGCGUAAAGGUAUCAUCAAUAUCAUUGACUUGAGCAAUGAUUAUUAUCUGGUUGCUUUUACAUAUGAAGAAGACAAGAAUGCUGCUCUUGUAGAUGGCCCUUGGUUCAUCUAUGAUCAUUAUUUAACUGUAAAGGAUUGGAGUCCAGACUUUCACCCGGAACGUGACUCUAUUGAGAAUGUCGCAGUCUGGAUUAGAAUAUCAGGACUCCAAAUCGAGUACUACGAUCCUAAGGUGUUAAGCUUCAUUGGAGAUCGUGUGGGGAAAUCAGUGAAAGUUGAUAAGAACACCUUGAAACAAGAGCGGGGGAAAUACGCGCGUAUUUGUGUGGAAGUCAACCUUACAAAACCACUACUUGCAAUGUUUACUAUCAAAGGAAGGAGGUACAAAAUAGAGUACGAAGGGCUGCAUUUACUAUGCUUGAAAUGUGGGAAAUUCGGGCAUUACAAAGAAGGUUGUCCAACGCAAACUACAGUCAUUGCACCCCAAGCGUAUGAUUCUGGUAGAUUCGAGACUAUCCCUACUUCAAAAGAGCAAAGUAUUGUGGUGCAGGGGAAGGUCACAACACCAAAAAAGACUGCUGAUUACGACGAAGGGCCAUGGCAGGUGGUGCAGAAGCCAAAGAGAGGGAGAAAGCCACCGGAAAACAAAAAAGGAAAUCAAGAUCCUCAAUUCAAUGCUGGCAACGAAAAAAAGGGAUCCAGAUUUUCUUUAUUAAUGACAGGGAUAGGAGAGUCAAGUGGAGUUGAUAAAUUCCCGGAGAAAAGCAUGGAGGUGGAAAAGGAAACAAUGGGAAGUGUUAUGAGUACGUUGGAAGUUUUAAACAGUAAAGGAAAAGCAAUAUUAGAACCAAUUAAUGUGGUUAAUACAGAUGGCGAUAUGCAUGGGAAUAAAAAGGCAAGCGUUCAGGCUAUUGGUCCAUGGGAAUGGAAUAAUGCAGACAAGACAAAUGAAGCACUUAUUUCCUCUUUAAAUGAGUUGGCAGUCAAGGAUAAGGGACCCACUCUAAACGAAGGGGCGAUAAAGAAGGUUGGCGAAGUAAUGCAAGACGUGCUCGUCCCAACAACUGGAAGCUCAGGAGUAAAAAGCAAUAAUGGCAAAAAAGGUAGAGAGAAAAAUCGGGCACGUGCUGAAGAACAAUUGAUCAAUCGAAGGUCUAAAUAG
Molecule: messenger RNA, 1599 nt
Organism: Vicia villosa (hairy vetch)
Lineage: Eukaryota; Viridiplantae; Streptophyta; Magnoliopsida; Fabales; Fabaceae
Exons: 1
Coding region: 1-1599 (532 amino acids)
Molecular function (GO): zinc ion binding; nucleic acid binding
Source: RefSeq, a predicted model, not a curated record